AUGCCUUGGAGACCUCUCACUGGUGGAGCCAUCUCUGUGUUUAACCCAUUCGCGCCGGUAAUUACUGUCAGAAGCAAAAAAAAAAUAUUUUGGUGUUUAUACUAUUUUAUUCAUUGUGUGAACAUUUUUCCUUUUCAAGGUCAGAAUGUUAUCCAUUCGGCUGUGUGUGUCCUGGCUGCCUGGCUGCUACUGGUGGUCAUGGGAGGAACUAUCAAGUCUGUCAUUAUUUCCUUCUUGUUCCAGAUGACUUACCUACUUAUGGGUUACUACUUCACGGGAACAGACACUUACGACAUCAAGUGGAGUAUGCCCCAUUGUGUGCUGACUCUGCGGCUCAUAGCACUCACCUAUGAUGUAUAUGAUGGCACAAAAGAUCCAGAAAAAUUAUCAAAUGACCAGAAAAAAACGGCUUUGAGUAUUAGACCAAGCUUACUUGAAGUUGCUGCACAUACGUAUUUCCCUGCCUCCUUUAUGGUGGGGCCACAGUUCUCCAUGAGACGUUACCUGGACUUUGUUAGUGGAACUCUUCUUGGUAGUGCACGUCCUCCAUGUCUCCUACCAGGCUUACUUCGUGGAGGAUUAGGCUUGAUUUAUCUGGCUGUAUACCAAGUUGGCAUUAGCUACUUGCCAGAUUCAUAUAUCAACUCAUCUGAAUAUAAUGACUCUAGUAUCUGGAGGCGGCAUAUUGUAGUGGGAAUCUGGGCAAAAAUCACCCUUUACAAAUACAUCUCUUGCUGGUUAAUUGCUGAGGGAGUUUGCAUCAUGUCAGGUAAGCUGUCACUGAUUGCUUUAUUUUAUACUAGUGAGAUGUGUGAUACUCUCUUUCACAUAUGUAUACCAUUAGCUGUUAAAAAAAUGGUAACAAUAUUUAUGUGUGGUCUCUGAUGUUAAUAUCUAUCA
Messenger RNA from Penaeus indicus, 900 nucleotides. Its product is annotated as lysophospholipid acyltransferase 5-like. NCBI's taxonomy places the organism in Eukaryota, Metazoa, Arthropoda, Malacostraca, Decapoda, Penaeidae. The record is from RefSeq and is a predicted model, not a curated record. Gene Ontology annotation, molecular function: 1-acylglycerophosphocholine O-acyltransferase activity; lysophospholipid acyltransferase activity. Bases 1 to 885 code for a protein of 294 amino acids. Gene Ontology annotation, cellular component: membrane. Gene Ontology annotation, biological process: lipid modification; phosphatidylcholine biosynthetic process. The transcript has 6 exons.